Perca fluviatilis (European perch) is the source of this 1749-nucleotide messenger RNA. RefSeq names its product annexin A5a (gene anxa5a). The record is from RefSeq and is a predicted model, not a curated record. The transcript has 13 exons. Gene Ontology annotation, cellular component: cytoplasm. NCBI's taxonomy places the organism in Eukaryota, Metazoa, Chordata, Actinopteri, Perciformes, Percidae. Gene Ontology annotation, biological process: negative regulation of coagulation. Bases 181 to 1131 code for a protein of 316 amino acids. Gene Ontology annotation, molecular function: calcium ion binding; calcium-dependent phospholipid binding.
UAAACAACACCGCAUGUGGAUGAGGAAGUGCCUCUUCUCAAAUUUCCUGUGUGAUGCUGCAGCCUCCGACAGCAGCCAGGAGCAGACAAUAAAGAGCUUCUACAUGAGCCGCAGAUCACCUGUGAGGAGAGAAGAAACACACCUGUUGUUGACAACGGUUGUCUUCAAUCAGCAAACAGGAUGGCGUUCAGAGGCACCGUAAAACCUUUCGUCAACUUCAACGCUAAACACGAUGCUGAAAUCCUCCAUAAAGCCAUGAAAGGAUUGGGUACGAAUGAAGAUACGAUCGUCAUGCUUCUGACUGCACGCAGCAACGAUCAACGCCAGCAAAUUAAGGCAGCUUACAAAAAGGCCUACGGAAAGGACUUGGUCAGCGCUCUGAAAUCGGAGCUCGGUGGGCUGUUAGAGAGUCUGAUUGUGGCCUUGAUGACCCCACCUGCUUUAUAUGAUGCUUCCCAACUGCACAAGGCUCUCAAGGGCGCCGGGACUGAUGACAACGUGCUGAUUGAGAUCCUGGCCUCCCGGACUGGCGAAGAGAUUGAAGAUAUCAUCAAAGUGUACAAGAAAGAGUUCAGCGGAAAGCUGGAGAAAGAUAUCUGCGGUGACACCUCAGGGCACUAUCAGAAACUACUGGUGAUCCUCCUGCAGGGGAGCAGGGAGGAGGGAGUAGACGAGGAGAAGAUCGAGAAAGACGCUAAGGACUUGUUUGCUGCUGGUGAAGGGAAGUUUGGCACAGAUGAAGAGACAUUCGUCACAAUUCUUGGCAACAGAAGCGCAGAACAUCUCAGAGAAGUGUUUGAUGCCUACAAGAAGCUCUCUGGCUCUGAUAUAGAGGACAGCAUUGAAGGAGAGACCACUGGGCAUUUGGAGAACUUACUGGUAGCUAUUGUGAAAUGUGCCAGAAGUGUCCCAGGGUUUCUUGCUGAAUGCUUGUAUAAAUCUAUGAGGCGUGCUGGAACUGAUGACAACACCCUGAUGAGGAUAAUGGUGUCGCGGAGUGAGGUGGACAUGUUGGACAUCAGAGCCAGCUUCAAAAAGACUUAUGGAGUGUCUCUUCACUCCACAAUCCAGGAGGACACAGCUGGAGACUACCAGAAGGCUUUACUCUACCUUUGUGGAGGGAAUGAUUAAUGCUGUUUUAUGAUGUGUUUAGCAGCACUGAAUGAUGAGCUGCCACGGUACUGCGAGACUAAGCUACACAUGAGAUGAACUUAUUGAUCUAGUGUUGUUGAUUCUUUUUCACUUUAGCUUGAUUGAAUUAGUGUGAUUUAUCCACUUGUCAUUUUUGACUUAUGACAACAUCCUCUGCAUGAAGAGAGUGCAUUGACUUAAACAUUUAUUUCGUUUUUGUUUAAUAUUAGACAUAAUUUAAACAGAAAACAGCUCAAUAAUGAGUACAUGUGCAGUUUUGAUUUUAAUAUAGAGAAGAAAGGUAGCUAUGUAUGAAAUAACUUCAUUUUUUAACACUUCAAUUACUUUGUGCUGUGAUUUUUUGUCAGAUUUACACAUGUAUGUUUUACACAUGUAUGUUAGCAGUUGUUUUCAGUGCUCUCACAGCAUGUGUUAAAUGCAAUUUAGAAAAUCCAAUACUGCUGCUGAAUUAUUAAACACUACAUUUCGACAGCUCUCCUGCUCUCAUUAAUUACAAAUGAACUGCUGAUCCAGACUUGAAUUGUAAUACGACAGUCAGUGAUUAAUAAGUAAUGGGACACUAUUAGACACUUGUUGACUCAUAAAGACGUCUGCUGC